This is a messenger RNA of Trematosphaeria pertusa, 1351 nucleotides long. Its product is annotated as alpha/beta-hydrolase. The record is from RefSeq and is a predicted model, not a curated record. NCBI's taxonomy places the organism in Eukaryota, Fungi, Ascomycota, Dothideomycetes, Pleosporales, Trematosphaeriaceae. The transcript is spliced from 3 exons. Bases 128 to 1351 code for a protein of 407 amino acids. Gene Ontology annotation, molecular function: epoxide hydrolase activity. Gene Ontology annotation, biological process: epoxide metabolic process.
AGCAAUUACGUGCAGCUUCUCAUGUCUCCUACUUCCUUUCGUAUUCGUGUAUCCUUCAUCGCUGAUACCCGUGGACUCAAUCUUGUCUUCCGUUUCCGCACCUUCUACUUUUAAUUUGUUACCUACAAUGUCUUCACCCGAGCCCUACACGAUAUCCGUUCCCGACGCCGCAAUCGAGAAAUUGAAACGUAAACUCGCCGACGCUGACUACCCCGACGAACUCGAGACAGAUGAUCAAUGGCGCUAUGGGGCUCCAUUAUCGGAUGUGAGGAGGUUAGCGCAGUAUUGGGAGCAAGGAUUUGAUUGGCGGAAGGCGGAGACGGAAAUGAAUAAGUUGCCGAAUUUCAGGAAGAAAGUAAAGGUCGAGGGUUUUGGGGAGAUUGAUGUGCAUUUUGUGCAUCAGAGGAGUGAGGUUGAAGGCGCGGUGCCGUUGUUGUUUUGCCAUGGGUGGCCCGGAUCGUUCCUCGAGGUCACCAAGAUCCUGCCGCUGCUGAAAGGAGGAGAUGGCAAACCGGCCUUCCACGUAGUAGCGCCCUCCCUCCCGAACUUUGGAUUCAGCCAGAGCAUUCUCAAACCUGGCUUCGCUCUGCCCCAAUACGCGGAAACAUGCCACCGCCUGAUGCUCGACUUGGGCUACGAUACGUAUGUUACUCAAGGCGGAGACUGGGGUUUCUACACCACAAGAAUAAUGGGCGUCCUCUACCCCCAACACGUCCUCGCAUCGCACAUCAACUUGGUGCGCGCAAAUCCGCCCUCCUUCUCCUCUCAGCCCGCACUAGCCCUCCAGCACGCGCUGACGCCUUACUCCGAAUCCGAAAAGAUAGGACUAGAACGCAGCAAUUGGUUCACCACUGAAGGCCAAGCCUACCGCCAACUGCACGCCACAAAGCCGCAAACGCUCUCGUACGCCUUCGCCUCCUCUCCCGUCGCCCUCCUCGCAUGGAUCUACGAGAAGCUGCAUGAUUGGACGGACGCGUAUCCCUGGACGGACGACGAGACCCUCACGUGGGUCAGUAUAUACUGGUUUAGCACUGCGGGGCCGAAUGCACAUAUUAGGAUAUACUACGAGGCGAGCCAUAAUCCGACGAAGGAGGUGCCUAGCAGAGAGAGGGCAAGUGAGUGGGUGGGUAGUGUGAAGUUGGGGCUUGCACAUUUCCCGAAUGAGAUUACUGUGGUGCCACGGAUUUGGGGGCGCACUUUGGGGUCCGUCGUUCAUGAGAGCGUGAGCGAGAAAGGCGGGCAUUUUGCAGCGUGGGAACGUCCGGAUGUCAUAGCAGGAGACUUGCAGAAGAUGUUCGGGAAGGGUGGUGCAUGCUUUGGCAUUGUGCCUGGAAAGGACGGGUAUGACUAA